AUGGCUAUUUCCAAAAAGGCGUUAAUUGAGCAAAUAUGCGCGAAAACGUUCAAGUCCAGCCUUACAUGCUCCAUUUUUGGUUUUACGUUCCUUUUCAUUUUUUAUUUGCUUGAUUGGUCUCGAAUUGCUAGGUUUCCUCCGCAAAAGUCACUCCAGGGACUAAAUGUUGAGCGUGCUUGGGACGACCUGAAAUUCAUCUCGCUACUCCCUCAUCCCUACAAUUCAAAGCAAAAUGAGGUGGUUCGUGAUUAUAUACUGGAUGAGUUGAGAUUACUAGAAGAAAAAAAUCAGUCGCACGUAACUGUCGUCAACGACCUCUAUACAAACAUAACAUUUGAGUUAGAAGAUAAAGCCAGUCUGAUUUAUUUCGAGGGGAAUAACAUCCUGGUACAUUUUCAAGGAAAGGAACGGCAAGCACUUCCUAUACUGUUAUCUUCUCAUUUCGACUCAGUUUCUACCGGUAAAGGUACCACUGACGAUGGCAUAGGUGUUGCUACUACGUUGGAGUUGUGCAGAUACUAUGCAAAGUAUCAACCAGAGCGAGACUUAAUUGUAAACAUCAAUAAUGCUGAAGAGGACUUUUUAUACGGAGCUCGGGCUUUUGCUGCUCAUGAGCUUUCUAAAAAUGUAACAGCUUUUGUUAAUCUGGAAGGAGCAGGGUCUGGGGGGAAAGCAAUGCUGUUCCGAUCUACUAAUCACUACGUUACUAAGUCUUAUUUUCGGAAGAACAAGUACCCUUUAGCCUCAAUCUUAGGUUCAGACUUUUUCAAGCGUAAGAUAAUUCGCAGUGAAACAGAUUAUGUUAUAUAUGAGAAUAUGCACAAUGGGACCGCUGGCCUUGACAUUGCUUUUUAUGAGAAUCGCAAUAUCUAUCAUACUGCUAAAGACGAUAUAUCCCAUAUCAUGCCAAGGUCUUUGAGACAUAUGAUGUAUACAGCAUUUCAUUCUGUAAAUAAUUUGCUUCACGAAUCCAAGAAAGAUUUGACGAGAUUUUCAAAACCGACAUUUUUCUUGUUAUUUGGAAAGUACUGGCAAUUUAAAUAUCCCCUAUAUCAAAUGAUAAAUAUCACCUUAGUCGUCGUUUGUCCGAUUCUUUUACUUUCAAUUUUGCUUCGGUUUCCUUCGUUAUAUGCUCAAUUAAAGAAAAUUAGAUAUACAGCAUGCUUUAUCUUAUCUUGUGUUUUCGUUUUUGUUUUCGACACUGGAACUGUACUUUUUUUAAGUUGGUAUAAUCCGUACCUCAUUAAUGCUCACAGUGGGCUCGUUUCUGCCCUGUUUUAUUUAACAAAUCUGAUUGCUCUUGCUUUCUCGUUUCGCACUGCCGCUACACAUAGCAAACUUUCAUCCGAAGACUUGAGCUGCAUCGAAAUUGUCCUUAUUUGGUAUGUUCAAAUGCUAUGGUAUGUAGUAUUUCUUAUCUCUGUUAUCUUUUCCGUUUACUUUGAAUUGAGUUCUACAUAUUGGGUGACGCUUUCGUAUCUAAGUACUUUUUUCUGCUGUAUAUUGACUCUAGUUCGAAUCCGUUAUUUUGUUGAUAACGUUGAAGAUAUAGAUUUCACUCACGAAGAACGAUCACUUCUUGGUGCUCCUUCUUCAAAUCACUCCCAGUAUGGGGCUGUCCCUCAGCAAUCUCUGUUUCAUAGACAGUCAAAUUUAUCGGUCAAAAAAGCGCAUGCGAAGCUUAAAGAUAAUAUCUGGACUGUCCUUUAUUUCAUCUUCAUUGUACCCCUUCCCUUAUUUUUGUGUUACGACAUUUUAACAGAAGUAGUUUUACCAGCAGGAAGUCAAACUCUGACUGACGCUCCAUUCUCUAACAGGCUGUAUAAAUUAACAAUAAUAAUAGCCUUCUUUUCAAUGGUGAAUAGUGGACCGUUUAUUUUCCGUGCAUUGUCCAAAAAGUCGACAGCAGUUUUGACGAUGCUUUGGAUAACUCUCAUUGUUCAAGCAUUAUUCUUAAGUCCUUUCGACGAAACUCAUCCAUUAAAGCUGGCAACUUUUCAAACGUAUGAUCUGAAUAAUGGUAACCAUACAUUUUACGUUAAGAACAUUGCUCCUUUCACUGAUAAGGUUUUGAAAUUAAAUCCAUACUAUACAGCAAAUGGUGGCCAAUGUAAUGAUACCUAUUGUUCUUUUGAAUCUGUUAAGCCAUAUUUUGAAGCAGAGAAUCCUAUUGUCUACGAUAUUAGUCAAGGAAAGCAUCAAGUGGAUCUCACAAUCCUUGCUGAAAGUAAAUGGUGUCUAAUCAAUUUUAACGACUCGGUGUUUGUUGAAGAUUUAAAUGAAAAUCGUGUCAAUAAGUUAUAUUCUUCUAUCCGUAUGGGUCAAAGAGAUUUUCUAAAGCCUUACACUCUUAAUCUUACUAUCACUGAACCAACAUCUACUGAGAUUACAUGCUUUUAUGAUGAUAUUAAUGAUGGUACCAUUCCCGCUUACGAAAAUUUCCUCCAGCAUUUGCCUGCUUGGUCAGUAGGAACGAAAGCAAGCACUGGUUUGUUGAAAGUGUCUACGUCGUUUACAAUGUCAUAA
This is a messenger RNA of Schizosaccharomyces cryophilus OY26, 2526 nucleotides long. RefSeq names its product aminopeptidase. Gene Ontology annotation, biological process: proteolysis. NCBI's taxonomy places the organism in Eukaryota, Fungi, Ascomycota, Schizosaccharomycetes, Schizosaccharomycetales, Schizosaccharomycetaceae. Gene Ontology annotation, molecular function: metalloexopeptidase activity. The coding region runs from base 1 to 2526 and encodes 841 amino acids. The transcript has a single exon. The record is from RefSeq and is a predicted model, not a curated record.